AUGGUGAACAAGUGUGCUGCCUAUAGUUGCAAAAGUGGAUACAAAUCAAAUGCUGCGAUAGAUGCUGAAAACAAAGUGUCUUUUCAUUCCUACCCAGUCAAUGAUCCUGAACUUUGUGCAAAGUGGAAUAAGGCAAAUCCACGAAGGGAUUUUAUUCCAAGCAGACAUUCAAAGAUGUGCUCUUUGCAUUUUCGACCUUCGGAUUUU
Molecule: messenger RNA, 207 nt
Organism: Helobdella robusta
Lineage: Eukaryota; Metazoa; Annelida; Clitellata; Rhynchobdellida; Glossiphoniidae
Exons: 1
Molecular function (GO): sequence-specific DNA binding
Source: RefSeq, a predicted model, not a curated record